Suncus etruscus (white-toothed pygmy shrew) is the source of this 1574-nucleotide messenger RNA. It is a transcript of the gene TOB2, whose product is annotated as transducer of ERBB2, 2. The record is from RefSeq and is a predicted model, not a curated record. Lineage: Eukaryota; Metazoa; Chordata; Mammalia; Eulipotyphla; Soricidae. Gene Ontology annotation, biological process: regulation of gene expression. Gene Ontology annotation, molecular function: transcription corepressor activity. Gene Ontology annotation, cellular component: nucleus; cytoplasm.
CUGUGUCAGUGCCCUGAGCUGAGUGUCCACCCGGGCCGGGACCAUGCAGCUGGAGAUCAAAGUAGCCCUAAACUUCAUCAUCUCCUACUUGUACAACAAGCUGCCCCGGCGCCGGGCAGACCUGUUUGGGGAAGAGCUGGAGCGCCUCUUAAAGAAGAAAUAUGAAGGCCACUGGUACCCCGACCGGCCCCUGAAGGGCUCGGGCUUCCGCUGUGUUCACAUCGGGGAGCUGGUGGACCCCGUGGUGGAGCUGGCCGCCAAACGCAGCGGCUUGGCCGUGGAGGAUGUGCGGGCCAACGUGCCCGAGGAGCUGAGCGUCUGGAUCGACCCUUUCGAGGUAUCCUACCAGAUCGGGGAGAAGGGGGCCGUGAAGGUGCUCUACCUGGAUGCCGGCGAGGGCUGUGUGGCGCCCGAGCUGGACAAGGAGAUCAAGAGCAGCUUCAACACCCCGAGGCCCAAGGUGUUCGUGCCCGUCGCAGCCAGGACCCGCUCGCUGUCCAACUCACCCGUUCGCCCCGCCUUCGGCCAGUCCCCCAGCCCGACCCUUCAUCCCCCGCUCGGCCCCAGCCCAAUCACCUUCACCACGGCCUCCUUUGCUGCCACCAAGUGGAUCACCAAGAUGAAGAAGGGGGGUGGUGCAGCGGCGAGCAGCGCAGGGGUGGGUGGUGCUGGGGUGACGGGCCAGCAGCCCCCAGCCUCAGCUCGUCUGGCCCGAUCCCCCACCCAACAACUGCUGAAGCACAAGAGCCUCUCCCUGUCGGUGCAUUCACUGAACUUUGUCCGGCGGCCUCCGCUUCCGCAGUCCCAGCUCUCACCCAAUGCUAAGGAGUUCUUGUACAGCGGCGGCAGCUCACCCAGCCUCUUCUUCGAAGGGGCCGAUUGGCCAGGGGGCACCCCGGCCCCUUUGGGGCAGCGGGGCGGCAGGGGGCCUGCACCCGGCAGCAGCUUUGACGUGGCCCAGGUGCUUGGAGGCAGCUCCAGCAGCCUCUUCCUGGAGAAGUCGCCCUUUGUGGAGGGCCUGAGCUACAACCUGAGCACCAUGCAAUACCCAGGGCAGCCCUUUCAGCCCGUCGUGCUGGCCAACUGACCGCCAGGCACACGGAGCCAAGGGAAGAGCCACACGGCCAUCUCUCAUCUGGCACCCACUGAGAGCAGGCUGGGCCGGUUCAGGCCACGAGCCCUGAGUCCGGGCAUCCCCCCGACUCCCACCCCUGCCCCACUCCACUCUCCUGCCCGCCUGCCUCUUACUUGGUUGAUUCGGGGUUCCAAUUUCUUUUUUCUCCGUGUAGUUUUCCACAUAACGCCUUUACUGAGCGGCUUCCUGUGCUGAGAAGGGCCCAGGCAAGAGUGAGUGAGGUGCUGCUCUCUGCUCCAGGUUCCCCCACUCUGCCUACCGCUACUGCAGGGGACUCGAGAGCCUCGGCUGGGACCUGGAGGACCGCCUUGUGUCACUGCCUCUGUCGCCCCUUCCGCCAUCCAAUCUCAGCAGGCCUGCCCCCCCCCCACCCGCAUCCACUCCUCUCAGGCCCGGGGGUGUUUGUGGUCUGCUGGGGUUCCCCUCAUCUCUACCCGCC